Pestalotiopsis fici W106-1 is the source of this 1395-nucleotide messenger RNA. RefSeq lists its product as uncharacterized. The transcript is spliced from 2 exons. The record is from RefSeq and is a predicted model, not a curated record. Bases 1 to 1395 code for a protein of 464 amino acids. Lineage: Eukaryota; Fungi; Ascomycota; Sordariomycetes; Amphisphaeriales; Sporocadaceae.
AUGGCUCUUGAGUAUGAACCACUCGAGCCAUCUCUGCGAGAGAUCCGACUGCUCACUCUAUUGCCGGCAUCCAACACAUCAGACGACGCAGUUUCCGCUAAUCUGCAGAAAUUUUCGCUAAACAGACAACUGAUUUUUAAAGCGCUUUCCUAUGUCUGGGGUGACGAGAAUGAUACAAAGCCAAUCAAGGUCAAUGGCAAGACGGUGCCAAUUACAAGAAAUCUGGAAGCAGCGCUUCGACAAUUGCGGCGCUCCGAACCCCUGGUGCUAUGGGUAGAUGCCUUGUGUAUCGACCAGAAAAACACAAAAGAAAAAGGGUUUCAGCUUCCCUUGAUGUGCGAGUUAUAUACACGAUCACAACAAGUGAUCAUCUGGCUCGGUGAGGGAAAUCGAUAUAUCGAAGCAUUGUUUCAGUGGGCCAAUUCCACAAGAGCAUCGGAAGCGGCCAGUAUUGAAACUCCUCCGUCAGCUAUCCCGCCUGCACAGAAUGAAAGCGCAAUGGCAUGGAUUGGUUAUAUCGACCUUUUCCUGCUACCAUAUUGGAAUCGCAUGUGGACAUAUCAGGAGAUGGUCCUGCCAGACAAUGACCCUGUUUGUGUCUAUGGUAGUCACAGCAGCCCACUUUCGGUAAUCACCGCACCUGAACUCUUUUCAGAAUUGGUACGAAUGACCGAUCCGCAUUCCAUCUUUACUGAGCUGGCAACACUAGAUCUGUCCCAGUAUGAGGAUUCCAUUCGCCAAAAGCUACCUUUUGGCGUGGACGCACCGGUGAUUCAGGAAAUCGGAGCCGCGAUCAAGGUGGCACGUUUACCACUUAUUGGCAAAAAGCUCGACAAACUUCACAUACUCCUGCGCUCUACAGUUGGUCGCAAGAGUCACGAUCCCCGGGAUCGCUUUUAUGCCUUGUAUGGAUUGUGUACGCAAGCGCGAUCCCUUUGCCCAGCAGACUAUGCCGAAAGCAACUGUAUCGACAAGGUAGUGGUCAUGGCAGCCGUCUUUAUUGCGGAAUUCGAGCUUAGUCCCUAUUUUAUGAUUGCCGAAUUUGGAAUGCGCGCGUCGAGAUUCUCUGACCUCAUAUUGCCAUCUUGGGUUCCCGAUUUCAACGCAGUACCCAACUUACAUACUCAAGAACCGCUAUGUGCAGAGAGCCUACAAAGGAGGCUGGCAAGCGACCCUAAGCCUGCGAAUCGAUGCCGAGACUCUGGUAUACUCGUCGAAGAUCCUGGUAUAGGAGGCCUUGAGAAAGACAUUUCCAUAUCGUUGCCAGCAUACCUUCACGAGUUCCAGCGAGAAGUAGAGUAUAUACUAGAGCGAGUGUCCCCUGGUGAGUUCAGUUCUCUAAUAUCGAAUCCGCACAAUGUCCAGCAGCACAUCAAGUUCUUCAAAGCUAUUUAG